CAGAAAAACAGAGCGGGGCCAACUGCAGCGUGUAGUGCGAGUGGGGCAGGACGCGCGCCGCCCGCCCGCCCGGAGACCCGCAAGGAGUUGGCAUUUGUUGGAAGAGUUUGUGAAACCUUCUCUCUGCCCAGAGCUCCGGGACCAAUGCAUCUUCCCACCACCUUAAACCACUGAGCAGUUCAGAGCCCCAGUUGCAGAAGACUUGUCCUGUUACCACCAUGAGCUCUGAAUGUGAUGUUGGUGUUUCUAAAGCCGUGGUGAACGGGUUGGCGCCAGGCAGCAAUGGGCAGGACAAAGCAACUGCCGACCCUUUACGUGCACGCUCUAUUUCUGCUGUUAAAAUAAUUCCCGUGAAGACAGUGAAAAGCUCUUCAGGCCUGGUACUCCCUCCAGACAUGGAUCCAACGAAAAUCUGCACUGGGAAGGGAGCGGUGACUCUCCGGGCCUCGUCUUCCUACAGGGAAGUCCCAAGCAGCAGCCCCACAAGCCCUCAGGAAACCCCACAACAUGAAAGCAAACCAGUUCUGGACUCAGAGAAUCCCUCAGCAGAUGAGUGGAGGCUCUCUUCCAAUGCUGAUGCCAAUGGAAACGCCCAGCCUUCCUCACUUGCUGCCAAGGGCUACAGAAGUGUGCAUCCCAACCUUUCUUCCGACAAGCCCCAGGAUUCAGGCCCUCUACUGAAUGAAGUUUCUUCAUCCCAUGCUGGAACGGAUUCCCAAAUCUCUGCACCAGUUAGCAAACCAUCAUCUGCCUACCCCUCUACGACAAUUGUCAAUCCUACUAUUGUGCUCUUGCAACACAAUCGAGAACAGCAGAAACGACUCAGUAGCCUUUCAGAUCCUGUCUCAGAAAGAAGAGUGGGAGAGCAGGACUUGGCACCAGCCCAGGAAAAACCCAGCUCACCUGGAAGGGCUCCUGAAAAAAAGGCAAAGGAUGACAGUAGACGGGUGGCCAAGAGCGCUCAGGACCUAAGCGAUGUUUCCAUGGAUGAAGUGGGCAUCCCACUCCGGAACACCGAGCGAUCAAAAGACUGGUACAAGACCAUGUUUAAACAGAUCCACAAGCUAAACAGAGAUGAUGAUUCAGAUCUGUACUCGCCUCGGUACUCCUUUUCUGAAGACACAAAAUCUCCCCUUUCUGUGCCUCGCUCAAAAAGUGAGAUGAGCUACAUUGACGGUGAGAAGGUGGUUAAGCGGUCGGCCACACUCCCCCUCCCAACCCGCUCUUCCUCACUCAAAUCAAGCCCAGAAAGAAACGACUGGGAGCCCCCAGAUAAGAAAGUGGAUACAAGGAAAUACCGUGCAGAGCCCAAAAGCAUUUACGAUUAUCAGCCGGGCAAGUCUUCCGUUCUGACCAACGAAAAGAUGAGUCGGGAUAUAAGCCCAGAAGAGAUAGAUUUAAAGAAUGAACCUUGGUAUAAAUUCUUUUCGGAAUUGGAGUUUGGGAAACCGCCUCCCAAAAAGAUAUGGGAUUAUACUCCUGGAGACUGCUCUAUCCUUCCUAGAGAGGAUAGAAAGACUAAUCUAGAAACAGAUCUCAACCUCUGCCCAGCAGAGUUAGAGGCAGAUUUAGAAAACACGGAGACGCUUAAUAAAGCACCCGGGGCAAACUUGUCACAGAGCUCGACGGUCAGCCCCACUCCAGAAAUUUCUUCAGAGCUUCCUGGAUAUAUAUAUUCUUCCAACUUCCAUGCAGUGAAGAGGGAAUCCGAUGGGGCUCCCGGGGAUCUUGCUAGUUUGGAGAAUGAGAGGCAGAUCUAUAAAAGCGUCCUGGAAGGUGGAGACAUCCCUCUCCAGGGUCUGAGUGGACUCAAGCGACCCUCCAGCUCGGCCUCCACUAAAGUGGAUCGUAAAGGUGGGAAUGCUCACAUGAUUUCUUCAUCUUCAGUUCCUAGCCGAACGGUUAGCACUAGCAAUGCGUUAGGCCCCUUGUGUAAGCACAAGAAACCCCUGUCCGCUGCGAAAGCCUGCAUUUCGGAAAUCCUUCCCUCUAAAUUCAAACCCAGGCUCUCUGCUCCCAGCGCUCUUUUGCAGGAACAGAAGAGCGUCUUACUGCCAGCAGAAAAGGCUCAGAGCUGUGAGAACCUUUGUGUUUCACUGUCUUUGAAUGAUUCCAAAAGAGGUCUCCCCCUCCGAGUGGGCGGGAGCAUCGAGAACCUGCUCACGCGCUCCCGGCGGGACUGGGACAGCAAGUCGAGCAGCACCGUGAGCCUGCAGGAGUGUGGCACCAGCGCCAGGAGGUCCUGCCCUCUCUCCAGAAGGGCCGGGUUGCAGUUCACUAUGUUCUAUCGGGACAUGCACCAGAUCAACAGAGCUGGCCUCUUCCUGGGUUCCAUCUCCUCCUCGAGCGUGCGAGAUCUUGCCUCCCACUUUGAAAGGAGCAGCCUGACAUUGGCCAGGGGUGAGCUGGGCCCCAGCCAGGAGGGCUCAGAGCACAUCCCCAAGCACACCGUCUCCUCCCGCAUCACAGCUUUUGAGCAGCUGAUCCAGCGGUCCCGGUCCAUGCCGUCCCUGGACCUGUCCGGGAGGCUGAGCAAGUCCCCCACGCCUGUACUGUCCCGGAGGGGCCUGAUCUCGGCCCGCUCGGCUGAGUCCCUCCUGGAGUCAACCAAGCUCCGUCCCAGGGAGAUGGACGGGAUGAACCCCGGGGGGCUCUACGCCUCCCCGACGUGUGGCAAUAUGGCCGAGCCCACCUUGGGCUUCAGGGGCCUCGUGCCUUCUGAGCCCCUCUCUGCCUGCUCUGACGAGCUCGACCACUGUUCAAACGUCUCCAGCGACAGCCGAGAGGGCAGCAGCGGCAGUGUCCACGGAGACUUCCCCAAGCACCGCCUCACCAAGUGCAAGGGCACCUGCCCGGCCUCGUAUACCCGCUUCACCACCAUCCGGAAGCACGAGCAGCAGCAGACCUCCAGGCAGCCUGACUGGCGCCCAGAUCUCAGAGGGGACAGGAGCACACUCCUCAGGAACAUCUACCUAAUGAGCCCCCUCCCUUUCCGGUUGAAAAAGCCCCUCCAGUACCACCCCAGGCAGCCUCCCUCUGGUGACUUCUCAGCCCCUCUGGCAGGCCAGAAGCCAGACUUCCCCAGCCAGCCCCAUCAGGACGAGACCCCCUCUAGGGGGAAGCCCUCGGUUCCCAAACGCCUGUCUUCCCGACACACCAUGGCGAGGCUGAGCCGGAUCUUGGAGCCCCCUCAGGGAAGACCUGUGGUCCCAGAGGACUGCCUGAGGGCCUUUAAUAAUGGCAACUCCAUGCCGUCCUCAGACCACGGCCUGGACAGGAACAACAACCCACAAAGUGAACUGGGAACAUCCCUUGGAGAUUCAGAAUCACCAAGACAUUUUAUACCUGCUGAUUAUUUGGAAUCCACGGAAGAAUUUAUUCGAAGGCGCCAUGAUGAUAAAGAGAAACUUUUAGCGGACCAGAGACGACUUAAGCGUGAGCAAGAAGAGGCCGAUAUUGCAGCUCGUCGCCACACGGGCGUCAUUCCGACGCACCAUCAGUUUAUCACUAAUGAGCGCUUUGGGGACCUCCUCAAUAUAGACGAUACGGCAAAAAGGAAAUCUGGGUCAGAGAUGAGACCUGCCAGAGCCAAAUUUGACUUUAAAGCUCAGACCCUAAAGGAGCUUCCUCUGCAGAAGGGGGACAUUGUUUACAUCUAUAAGCAGAUUGAUCAGAACUGGUACGAAGGAGAGCAUCACGGCCGGGUGGGGAUCUUCCCGCGCACCUACAUCGAGCUUCUUCCUCCUGCUGAGAAGGCUCAGCCCAAGAAGUUGGCACCAGUGCAGGUUUUGGAAUACGGAGAAGCCAUUGCUAAGUUCAACUUUAAUGGUGAUACACAAGUAGAAAUGUCCUUCAGAAAGGGUGAGAGGAUUGCACUGCUCCGACAGGUGGAUGAGAACUGGUACGAAGGGAGGAUCCCAGGGACGUCCCGGCAAGGCAUCUUCCCCAUCACCUAUGUGGACGUGAUCAAGCGGCCACUGGUGAAAAACCCCGUGGAUUACAUCGACCUGCCUUUCUCCUCCUCCCCAAGUCGUAGUGCCACCGCGAGCCCGCAGUCCCCCGGUCACAGCCAACUCCUCAUGCCGGCCCCCUCAUCUCUGCCCCACCCCCACCGAGCCCUGUCCCCUGAGAUGCACGCCGUCACCUCUGAAUGGAUUUCGCUGACUGUAGGGGUCCCAGGCAGGCGGUCUCUGGCCCUGACCCCACCCUUGCCUCCUCUGCCGGAGACUUCUGUCUACAACACUGACCACCUCGCCUCGUGGGCAAGGCCCGGGCCCUCCCUGUCUCUCAGCCUGCCCCGUUCGAGCUGGGCAGAUCGUUCCACCCCACGUUCCCUGACGUCCCCACUGGCCCUGCCUCCCCCCCACAAAGCCUCCUCCCUGGUGCCCGGUGCCCCGGCCUCCCUGCACAUCAACGGGGACAGUGGUAUCCACGUGCCACCCUCAGGUGUCCGCCCGGAAAGCUUCUCACGGCCGCUGCCGGGGAGCUCUGAUAGGGUCAUCUCCGAGCUCAGCGACGCCUUUAGCAGCCAGGGUAAGCGGCAGCUGAGGCGAGAAGAGCGUGGACAGUGUGAGAGGAGAGCAGAGCGGGAGGCAGGUGACAGAUGCCCUGGAGCACCCAAGAUCUCUAAGAAGAGCUGCUUGCGACCUUCAGACGUGGUCAGGUGCCUGAGCGCGGAACAGAGACUCUCAGAUCUCCACGUCCCCGAGGAGAGCCGGCCCAGCAAGCCCCUGGGUAGCCCUUUUCCGGGAAGGGAGGCUGAGCAGACAGAGCCGCGUAGAGGUGGCGAGCAGGCUGAGAGGAGGGCUGCUGGGAGUGCUGUGAGCCAGCAACCUCAAGCCCAACAGCGAAGAGUCACCCCCGACAGGAGUCACACCUCACAAGAUUUAUUUAGCUACCAAGCAUUGUAUAGCUAUAUACCACAGAAUGAUGAUGAAUUGGAACUCCGAGAUGGAGAUAUUGUUGAUGUCAUGGAAAAAUGUGAUGAUGGAUGGUUUGUUGGUACUUCAAGAAGGACAAGGCAAUUUGGUACUUUUCCAGGCAACUAUGUAAAGCCUUUGUAUCUAUAAGAAGAUUGAAAACCACAGAGAUUAUUUUUAUUGGAGGAUGAAGCAUAAUUCACGAACUGGUCUCUUUAUUUAAACAUUGAGUCCGUAGGAAAACUAACGCAGUGGAUAAAGUAAGAAGCAAAAGAGAGGGACAGAGAAGUGUUGUGUCUGAAGCCUGAGCCUGUGUGAACGUACAGUGUCAGGCAGGCUGAACUGAGAAAAAAGGAAUGAGGCAAAUCUGUAUUUACUUAGCUGCUUCUGGGAGCCACUCCAAGCCUUCCCUGCCUCUCCCCCUCUUGGGUAAUCUGACCUGUAACACGGGCCAGGAUCAGUGAGGUCAGAAAUGCCUCUUGCUGCCCCAGCCUUGACCAGCUUUUGCUAAAAGGGGUCAUUUAGCCGGAAGCAGCCCUCAGAGCAUCAGGCAGACCCCUAGCCAUUCUCCAAAGGCUCUACACCCCAGCCACCCAGAGCCCCAUUUCCAAACACUGCUGGGGAUCAGCUCGGGCUGCCGAGGCCAUCCCUGGAGGCCCCCAGGCUACCCAAGACCACGUCCCUCACUCCUGGGGUACGUGGGGAAAUGGAGGCAGAACACAGAAUGCCCUGUGCAUUCAGCCCGCAUGCAGCAUUGCUCUUGACGCCCCUGGUGUUCAGACAGAAAAGAACAUGAGGUUUGCCCGUGGGAGUGGGGUGCCCGGGUCAGAUAGUUAUAUUUGUAUUUCCAGGUGAUUAAGUUAAGAAGCUCUGUAGUUAUCGAGGUCACUUGCGGUGUGCUCUUUCCCAUAUCUCUGACUUUUGUAAGUGGUCACCUUUAGCACAGUUUCAUUUAGCAGAAUGCCACUGCUAACCUUUCUUUUCUGGAUUGUUUUUGGUCAGGGCAGUUUGGGGUUGAUGGGCCUAUUCUGACAAGGUACCAAGGAUGGCAUCCAGUGAAUCAUUUCACAUACUCCAGAUGCUGGGGCCACUGAUGAGCAGGAUGUGCUCCACACCUUAGCAGCAGUUCAGGCACCACCCACAGUGCAGUAGCCCAGGGUCGUGAGCCCCGAUGCACCCUAGUGAGGCUUCUCUUCGAGCAGAAGGUGCCCAUGCCCCAGCCCGAAGUGCGAGGCAGUGGUUCGCCACUCCCAGGAUGUCUGUGCUUUGCGGGGCUACAUCUGAGGAGGGAGGGCCCUGUGACACCCGGGGUGCUCCAGUCACAUCUCCAUCCAGUUCAAGGAUGUUUCUCAGCCUCUCUGCUAGACCCCUUAGAAAACUAGAGAAAUGACCCACUCCCUGCCCGCCAGGAACUCAGAGGUGAUUGGAGAGGUGCACACACACAAAUACUGAAUCAAGAGAGACUGUGAUAUGUGCGAAGAAGGGUAUGAGAGAGGAGGAGGAGAUUACCUUUCCCUGGAGAGACCCUAGGAAGCAUUGUCGUAUUUCUGUCUCCAUGAGCUCGCUCUUGAACAACUAGGCUGCUUAGAAGAACCUUCCUCUGAGGGUAGUUUAUGGCUGGAAAUUCUUGGAACUGUUUCCAGAGUUUUCACACUCUUAUCCUCCCCACAAAUACGCAUCCAAGGUCACAAACAGGAGUAGCAAUUCUAGGUGGUAGGGUGUAUACAGGAAUCCUGGCUCUCUGCAUGUAGCUCAGAAUUGCCCCAGGACCAUUGUCCCAAAACCUGGAGUCUUUACAGGUAGGCAGAGUUUGUCUUCAGUGCCUCCGUCCCACCUUCUGUGUCUGCCAUUCAUCUACCCAUCACCUGUCCACCCCCGUACCCCCAUCAGAGAGCCUCAUUCUCUUCCUGUCCUCCUUUCAAAUCUUGGCCUCAGGAAAGAACCUGCCACUGACUCCUUCACACUGGAGUGUAAAUGACCGGUAAGAGGAAUGUGUUACUUCUUCCUGGAGACACUUGUUUUUAGCUAGGACAGAGCAGAGCCUUUUUGAUAUUCUUUAACACUCAUUGUUUUGGAAGGUCGACUUCAGCAUCCAAGGGCACUGUCUGACUCUCUGAGGGACUAUAGUACAAGUGCAUAUGCACGUGCAUUUUGCACAACAGCAUUUCACUCAUUUUUGGAACGUAAUUCUCGUAUUGGCUAAUGUGUUUCCUGGUCUUUCUUAGAUGCAAACCAUUAAUAAUGACCUUAUUCUAAUAGCUUUUUGAGGGGUGCUUCUUAAGUAGGUAAUUUUGAACACCUCUUUCAAUACAGCUAGAAAAUAAAACCAAUUUGUAAAGCCACAUUUGCAUAUGAUGCCAGCCUCACGCAUUUGUAUAUCUUCAGAAACCCAGGUAUGCCUCACCAAUUUGCCCGUCUUUAAUAAAAUCAUGUUAAAAUUUGCAUCAAACUUCAGCUUCCUAUGUAUGACAGAACAAGGAACAAAGUUUCCAACUGCUCUUUUGUCCUCAAACAUUUAGUAAUAUAAAAUACCUAUUUUUAUGCUGAAAUAUUUAUACAGGUUUAUUAAUAGCAAGUGCAACUAACUGGCGCCAUGCCUUGCAACACAUUUUGAUAUAUUAGCCAUGCUUCUGGGUAAAGGCAAGCCCCCAACUACUUAUCUUUUGCAGUCUCUCUGGGAUCAGUUAAAGAAAAAAAUCAUAUGCGUAAGAAGUAGGACUGUAAAUAUGUAUAUUUAACUUUGUAUAGCCCAUGUACCUACUUUGUAUAGAAAAAUAAUUUUAAAAAUUUGAACUGAAGGGGGGUGAAAUAAGGAAGUCAUGAAGUUUUUUGCAUUUUUAUUUAAAUGAAGGAAUUCCAAAUAACUCACCUGCAGAUUUUUAGCACAAAAAUAGCCAUUGUAAAGUGUUAAAAUUUUAAAUAAUCAUUCUUUCUGGGAGAGAAGGUAAUUGUGAUCUCAGUUAUAGGUUUUUUAUUUUGGUUUUGAUUUUUUUUGUUUUUGUUUUUGUUUCUUGGCUGUCUUAUUUAUCUACAGUAGUAUUAAGUUCUUUUGCUAGAAUAAGUUACUACAAAGAAGAUUAUAUUCUGAAAGAAAAAUAACUGACAUUAUAUAUAACCAAUUAAUUUAAAGUGUUGCCAUUUACACACCAAGAGCAUGUACUAUGCAGACACAGAUUUUUCCAUUCAUUUAUUUUUCUUUAUUGCGGUGGAUUGAUUUGAUAAAUGGAUGUGUUGAAUUACUACAUUUGCUGUACAUAUUAUUUAAUAAACUUUAUUCAGAA
Messenger RNA from Prionailurus viverrinus (fishing cat), 8200 nucleotides. It is a transcript of the gene SORBS1, whose product is annotated as sorbin and SH3 domain containing 1. Gene Ontology annotation, cellular component: nucleus; cell-substrate junction; cytoplasm. The record is from RefSeq and is a predicted model, not a curated record. NCBI's taxonomy places the organism in Eukaryota, Metazoa, Chordata, Mammalia, Carnivora, Felidae. Gene Ontology annotation, molecular function: protein binding. The transcript is spliced from 31 exons. Gene Ontology annotation, biological process: cell-substrate adhesion. Bases 219 to 5069 code for a protein of 1616 amino acids.